This is a messenger RNA of Panicum virgatum (switchgrass), 1032 nucleotides long. Its product is annotated as transcription factor MYB24-like. Gene Ontology annotation, biological process: regulation of DNA-templated transcription. Gene Ontology annotation, cellular component: nucleus. The record is from RefSeq and is a predicted model, not a curated record. Gene Ontology annotation, molecular function: sequence-specific DNA binding; DNA-binding transcription factor activity. The transcript has 3 exons. The coding region runs from base 5 to 775 and encodes 256 amino acids. Lineage: Eukaryota; Viridiplantae; Streptophyta; Magnoliopsida; Poales; Poaceae.
AGCCAUGCAAUCCGCCAUGGACGCCGCCGGCGCCGUCGUCGUCGUGCAGGUGCCGGUGCCGCCCGAGCCGGCGGCGGCCACGCGCAAGGGCCCCUGGACGAUGGAGGAGGACCGCGUCCUCGUCAACUACAUCGCCGCCCACGGCGAGGGCGCGUGGAACAACCUCGCCCGCGCCGCCGGGCUGAACCGCACCGGGAAGAGCUGCCGGCUGCGGUGGCUGAACUACCUGCACCCGGACGUGCGGCGCGGCAACAUGACGGCAGAGGAGCAGGAGCUCAUCGUCCAGCUGCAGGCCAGAUGGGGCAACAAGUGGUCGAGGAUCGCCAGGCACCUCCCUGGCCGGACGGACAACGAGGUCAAGAACUUCUGGAGGACCAAGAUACAGCCCAAGAGGCACCGGAGCAGUGACUACAGCAGCACCAGCAGUGCCAUGGAAGCCGUCGCCAUGGCCAGCAGCAUGUGCCGUGGCAUGGGCAUAGCAGGCCAUAGCAGGAGCACUCCGGCGGUCACAGAGGACCAAGGCAGCAGCAGCCACUCCAGCCGGACGGGGGUCACGCAGGACUACGGCAUUGUGACGCAGCAGCCGAGCAUAUCUAGCGUGGCGGACCAGCUCGGCUACGGAGUCCAUGGACCAGUAGGAGGAGGCGCCAUGGACGUGGACUUCUUCCUUCCGGAGCUCUUGGCCGCGUCGGGCGAGAACUUCUGGCUUCUGGGCCAUCGGCGACUUCUGGACGACGAUGCAUCAGUCUUUUCAUGGCAACAGCUGAAUAGCUGAUAUGAUUGGAAGCCUGGUACAUGCACACGUCCGUAUUCAUUUGUACGUCGUGGAAAAGGGUGGGGUAGUUAUCAGAAUCCCCCUUAUGGAUUAUUAGUAAAAAGUUCAAAGCUUGCUGGGAUCCUCUUUCUGCCAAACAAGCCUAGGAUGGUUGUUGCUACGGUAUAGUAGGGGUGUAUGAUAUAUGCCUGUACAUAUGGCGUAUAUGCUGUGUGUAUUUGCCUUUUUGGCUGUUGCCAAGGUAUGUAGUAGGGGUA